UCGACUUCGUGCGAUUACAAAAUGGCGAAACCAACAAGUGAUCUUGUUCUUUUUCAAUUACUCGACGAAAUAACACUGGAUUCAUCGAAAAGUGAAGACAGCGAAACAAGCAGUAGUAAGAUAACAGAAAUAACAGACGAUUCUCUCUGUGGAUGCGUUCAACACUUGAACGUCGGGAGCAUUGAGAACACAAUUCUAAACGCACCCAUCUAAUCGCUUGUAUCAUUUCAACGCCAAGUAGCAGAACGCAAAAUAGCGCUAUUAACACUGUCAGCGUCCAAGUAGAAUGUACCCCUAGACCACGGACUUCGACGUUAGGCUAGGUUCUUGAGUCCUAAUGUUUUUUUGGACAAUCUCCACCCUACCAUAUACCAUAAAGAAGAAGAUCGUCAUGGUGCGUGUUUCACAUAAAUAAAGAAGAUAGAAAAAUCAAAGUAAACAAAAUUACGACAUUCUGAAAGUGAAAAUUAUCAAACACCACGAUGCACGAAAAGUGUUUCAGUGAAACGAAGUGUUCCAGUGAAACGAAAAGGCUCCAAUUUGACGUGGCAAAGUGUUAGCAAAGUGAUUAAUCACAAUCACAAUUCCAAUGAAACCUAAACAGAUUAUCAGUGAUCAGCAGUGAAUAAAGAUAAAUUCCGAAACAAUUAGAACAAUGGACGAUAAAACAUGUUCGAAACAGUUCUAAAAUGUAUUGGAUUUAUGAUAAUCGCAACGUUUCCUUCCGGGAACGGUGCAGAUACAGUGCCCUACGAAAUCGACUGUAAUAACCUAUUAAUGGGACAGUACAUAUGCCCCCAUCCGGAUUACGAUCUAAUUGAUAUAAAAACGCAACAACCUCGGGGUUGCAGCGAAGAAAACAAAGCGACAGUUUUAUGCCAAACAGCAGACGGUUUAAUAUGUACACAGACAGGAAAUAAUACUUUCAAAAAAGAAAUUCCUUGCAAAUGGACAAAUGGAUAUUCCUUUGAAACUUCCAUGUUGUUGUCCAUUUUUCUUGGAAUGUUUGGAGCUGAUAGAUUUUAUCUUGGUUAUCCAGCAAUUGGUUUGCUGAAAUUGAGCACUUUAGGAUUUCUAUUUCUCGGCCAGUUCUGUGACAUCAUCCUUAUUGCGACACAAAUUGUUGGUCCAGCUGAUGGCUCUCAUUAUGUUAUGCCGUACUACAGCGCUGCAAUAAAUAUUAUAAAAAGUGAUAACGACACUUACAAAGUGCCACAACCUGACUGGUGAUUGAAAGACUUUUAUCCCAUUGUUUUUCUUGUGAAUUUUCCUAAAGUAUUUACUAUUGAAAUACAAAUAAUAUUGCAUCGAA
This is a messenger RNA of Venturia canescens, 1312 nucleotides long. It is a transcript of the gene bisc, whose product is annotated as biscotti. The record is from RefSeq and is a predicted model, not a curated record. The transcript has 3 exons. Bases 670 to 1230 code for a protein of 186 amino acids. NCBI's taxonomy places the organism in Eukaryota, Metazoa, Arthropoda, Insecta, Hymenoptera, Ichneumonidae.